UUUGACUCAGAUUUAUUGCAGUGGGGAGGGAACGGUGAAGGUGUUUAUGUCAGUCUCCAUUUUAAGUCUGAGAGCAGAGCAGGAAACUGAAGUGUGACCAGAACAUGAGCGUUCGUUUAGAGGAAGAGGAGGACAGAGCAGAGUCUCCUGGACCCAGCUGUGUGUCUCUGACGAGUGACCGGUCUAUACAUGAACCUUACAACUUCAGUAAUGAACCAGGAACCUCAGACUCACAAUUUCAUUCAAACGGACGGAGAGCAGAGUCUCCUGGACCCAGCUGUGUGUCUCUGAAGAGCGACUGGUCUAAAGAUCAUCCUCCAGACUUCAGUAAUGAACCUGGACCCAGCUGUGUGUCUCUGAAGAGCGACUGGGGGAGGAAGAGGAGUCCUGUCUCUGUGGAGGAGCAGCCGUCCUGCUGUGCUGUGUGUCAGGACGUCCUGAAGGACCCGGUCUCUACCAGCUGUAGACACUGGUUCUGCAGACAGUGCCUCACCUCAUACGUGGACCAGUCUGGUUCACCAGGAGACUCCUCCUGCCCCCAAUGUGGAGAGAGGUCCAGAACAAGACCUGGACCUGAGACUGCCGGUCAGAGAAGCCCUGCACAAAAGCCUGGUGGUCUGCAGGAGGUUUUAAAGGAACACAAGAACAGUCUGAGAAGGAGAUGUGAACAUGUGACUGAAGGAAGUGAUGAAACAGGAAGUAGAAUCCUCCUCAACAGGAUCUACACUGAGCUCUACAUCACAGAGGGACAGAGUGAAGAGGUGAAUACCCAACAUGAGGUGAGCCAGCUGGACACCACCUUCAAGAAGAAGAUCCUCCAGGACACUCCCAUCAGGUGCCAGGACAUCUUCAGAGCCUUACCUGGUCAACAGAAACCCAUCAGAGUAGUUCUGACAGUUGGCGUCGCUGGUGUUGGAAAAACCUUCUCAGUGCAGAAGUUCACUCUGGACUGGGCAGAGGGCUCGGAGAAUCAAGACCUCAGUCUGGUGGUUCUGCUUUCAUUCAGGGAGCUGAACCUGAUCAGAGAUAAGGGGUACAGUCUCCUCCAGCUGCUCCAUGAUUUCCAUCCAACAUUACAGAAGGUCUCAGCAGAGGCGCUGGCUGUCUGUAAACUGGUGUUCAUCUUAGACGGCCUGGACGAAAGCAGACUGUCUCUGGAUUUCAACAACACUCAGGUUGUGUCUGACGUCACACAGAGCUCAUCCAUAAACCUGCUGUUAACAAACCUCAUCCAGGGGAAUCUGCUCCCCUCAGCUCUGGUCUGGAUCACUUCUCGACCAGCAGCAGCCAAUCAGAUCCCUCCUUCAUGCGUUGACAGGGUCACAGAAGUCAGAGGCUUCACUGACGCCCAGAAGGAGGAGUACUUCAGGAAGAGGUUCAGUGAUGAAGAUCUGUCCAGCAGAAUCAUCUCACACAUCAAGACCUCCAGGAGCCUCCACAUCAUGUGUCAGAUCCCAGUCUUCUGCUGGAUCACUGCUACAGUUCUGGAGCACAUGAUGAGCACAGAGCAGAGAGGAGAGCUGCCCAAGACCCUGACUGACAUGUACUCACACUUCCUACUAGUCCAGACCAAGAGGAAGAGGGAGAAGUACGCUGAGGGUCCUGAGACCAGUUCUCAGGAGCUGAUUGAGGCUGACGGGGAAGUUCUCCUGAAGCUGGGCAGGCUGGCGUUUGAACAUCUGGAGGAAGGAAACAUCAUGUUCUACCAAGAAGACCUGGAGCGUUGUGGUCUGGAUGUCACAGAGGCCUCGGUGUACUCAGGACUUUGUACAGAGAUCUUCAAAAGAGAGUAUGUGAUCUUCCAGAAAACAGUCUACUGCUUUGUUCAUCUGAGCGUUCAGGAGUUUCUGGCUGCAGUCUACAUGAUCAACUGUUUCACAAGCAGGAACAAAGCAGCACUGAAGGAACAAGACAGGAACAAAGCAGCACUGAAGGAACAAGACAGGAACACAGCAGCACUGAAGGAACAAGACAGGAGCAAAGCAGCACUGAAGGAACAAGACAGGAACACAGCAGCACUGGAGGCUUUACUGGGGAAACAACACAAUGUUUCAACUCUUGAAGACCUCCUGAAUAAAGCUAUGGCGAAAGCUCUGAAAAGUAAAAAUGGUCACCUGGACCUGUUUGUCCGCUUCCUUCAUGGACUCUCUCUGGAGUCAAACCGGAGACUUUUAGGAGGUCUGCUGGAUCACACAGACAACAGUCCAGAGAUGAUCCAAAGAGUCAUCAACAACCUGAAGAAGAUGAACAGUGAUGAGAUCUCUCCUGACAGAAGCAUCAACAUCUUCCACUGUCUGACGGAGCUGAAUGACCUCUCAGUCCAUCAGGAGAUCCAAGAGUUCCUGAAGUCAGAGACCAGAUCAGAGAGACUCUCUGAGAUCCACUGCUCUGCUCUGGCCUACAUGCUGCAGAUGUCAGAGGAGGUUCUGGAUGAGUUAGAUCUGGAGAAGUACAUCACAUCAGACGAGGGACGACGGAGACUGAUUCCAGCUGUGAGGAACUGCAGGAAGGCUCGACUUACAGGCUGUAAGCUCUCAGAGACUCACUGUGAAGUUGUGGCCUCUGCUCUGAAGUCCAACCCCUCCCACCUGAGACACCUGGACAUGAGUAACAACUACGAGCUGACAGAAUCAGGAGUUAGGCUGUCAGCUGGACUGAAGAGUCCUCACUGCAGACUGGAGACUCUGAGAUUGAGGUGGUGCAUGUUGUCAGAGAUCAGCUGUGCUUCUCUGGCCUCUGCUCUGAAGUCCAACCCCUCCUAUCUGAGAGAGCUGGACCUGAGUCAGAAUGACCUGCAGGAUUCAGGAGUGAAGCAUCUGUGUGGUUUUCUGAAGAGUCCACUCUGCAGACUGGAGACUCUGAGAUUGUGGGCCUGCAGUUUAUCAGAGCUCAGCUGUGCUUCUCUGGCCUCUGCUCUGAAGUCCAACCCCUCCCAACUGAGAGAGCUGAACCUGAGUAGAAACAAUGAGCUGCAUGAUUCAGGAGUGAAGGAGCUGUGUUGUUUUCUGGAGAGUCCACUCUGCAGACUGGAGACUCUGAGAUUGGAAUACUGCAGGUUGUCAGAGAUCAGCUGUGCUUCUCUGGCCUCUGCUCUGAAGUCCAACCCCUCCCAUCUGAGAGAGCUGCAGCUGAGAGGAAACAACCUUCAGGAUUCAAAUAUGAAGCCUCUGUCUGAUCUUAAAGACAGUCCCCUCUACAGACUGGAGUCUCUGAGAUGACGCCUGUGUGUGGAGAGGCUCUGACUGGACCGUGUUACUGGGAGGAAGAGGAAGAGGAGAGCUUCAUCCAGCAGUGACUGGAUGGAGGAAUUACAGCAGGUGGAGGUGACUGCAGUCUGCUCCACUUUCAGACUUGGUGUCACGUCCAGCAUCAUCAGAGUGUGUGUGGAUGGCUCUGUCCUUCUACACACUGAGACUCCUCACCUUCUGCUCCACACUCAGCCCCCUCCUCCACCUGGAAUCUGGUUGUGAUGAAAAUGUUGUAAUAAUUGUUUCCAUAUUGAUCAUCACUGAUCUCUUUCCCUGUAUAUAUUUAGAAAACGUUUCCAGUUUGGAGGCUAACUUCAAAGUUUAUUCAUUAACAUGCUCUCUCUUGUUUAUCACUCAUUUUUAAGGCUGGUGGCUCAUGGUUUGUAGUUUUCUCUUCAUAUUAAAACUUGAAUCAACAAUCUGAAAA
This is a messenger RNA of Notolabrus celidotus (New Zealand spotty), 3675 nucleotides long. Its product is annotated as protein NLRC3-like. The transcript has 10 exons. Lineage: Eukaryota; Metazoa; Chordata; Actinopteri; Labriformes; Labridae. The coding region runs from base 105 to 3218 and encodes 1037 amino acids. Gene Ontology annotation, molecular function: protein binding; metal ion binding. The record is from RefSeq and is a predicted model, not a curated record.